GAGAGCUGUGUGACCAGCCCCAUCUAUGAAAGUGAAUCUCAGCUUACAUCAUCUCUCAUUUACAGCUGGGCUGCUACUGUCAGACCGGGUCGGAGGACAAUCAACUGCAACUGCUGCUGCCGCUGCUGGUGUGUUUUGUGUGGUGUGGACUUUCUCACGUUGCGGUGGACACACACACAUACAGGAGCUUGCAUGCCCAAUACUCCCACCCCCACCUCUCGCUCUCUCUCUCUCUCUCUGGCGCAUACAUACACACACUCGGGGGGAGAGACAGUGUGUGAGUGGCGGAUCCUGUUGGGUGGAGUGUACUGAAGAGAGGAGAAGAGAGGAGCGGAGUGGCAGACUCUACCAUGCCAGUGCAGGGAGAAAGGCUGAAGCGCUGUCUCUCUCUCUGUCUCUGGAGUCGGAGCCCUCUGCUGUUGCUUGGACUGUUCUCUCUUCACGCACAAGCACAUGGCAAUAUAUUGGACAGUAUGCUGCUAAGAGCAUCCAGUAAGGAGGCAGUGGAGAAUGGGAAGGAGACUAGUGGGAGCACAGCUCCUUCUUCAUCCUCCCAAAGAUUACUGUGGUGUCACUGUUAUCACCACUGCCCCGAAGAUUCAACCAAUAAUACAUGCAGGACGGAUGGCUACUGUUUUACCAUGGUGGAGGAGGAGGGAGGGGUACCUGUUCAGACUGCAGGUUGCCUGGGGCUGGUCGGGUCAGAAUUUCAGUGUAGGGACACAGGGAACUCGCGUCAAAGGAGAUCCCUAGAAUGCUGUACAGACCAGGAUUACUGUAACAAAAACCUGCAUCCUACACUGCCACCGCUCAAACCACCUCUCUACGUAGAUGGAAAGAUCCACCACAUGGCCUUGUUGAUCUCAGUCACUGUGUGCAGCAUUAUACUGGCUGCCAUUAUUGUCUUCUGCUACUUCAGGUAUAAGCGUCAGGAGUCUCGUCCUCGGUACAGUAUUGGUCUGGAGCAAGAUGAGACUUACAUUCCCCCUGGAGAAUCGCUGAAGGAUCUGAUUGAGCAGUCACAAAGCUCAGGCUCAGGCUCAGGGCUCCCUCUAUUGGUGCAGAGAACGAUAGCCAAGCAGAUCCAGAUGGUGAAGCAAAUAGGCAAGGGGAGGUAUGGAGAGGUGUGGAUGGGCAGGUGGAGGGGAGAAAAAGUGGCCGUUAAAGUCUUCUUCACCACUGAGGAGGCCAGUUGGUUCAGAGAGACUGAGAUUUACCAGACCGUCCUAAUGAGACAUGAGAACAUACUGGGUUUUAUAGCUGCUGAUAUCAAAGGAACUGGCUCCUGGACCCAACUCUACCUGAUCACAGACUACCACGAAAAUGGCUCUUUGUAUGACUACCUCAAAUCAACCACUCUAGACAAUAAAGCCAUGCUGCGACUGGCUUACUCCUCUGUGUCGGGCCUUUGUCACCUCCACACUGAGAUCUUUGGCACCCAGGGCAAACCUGCCAUUGCCCACAGGGAUCUGAAGAGCAAGAACAUACUGGUGAAAAGAAACGGGACCUGCUGUAUAGCUGACUUAGGACUGGCAGUCAAGUUUAUCAGUGACACCAAUGAGGUAGACAUCCCUCCCAACACUAGAGUUGGUACAAAGCGCUACAUGCCUCCAGAGGUUCUGGACGAGACUCUGAACAGAAGCCAUUUUCAGUCGUACAUCAUGGCCGACAUGUACAGCUUUGGGCUCAUCCUCUGGGAGAUCGCUCGCCGUUGCGUCUCCGGAGGAAUCCUUGAAGAGUACCAGUUGCCAUACCAUGAGCUAGUUCCGACAGACCCUUCAUAUGAAGACAUGAGAGAGGUGGUCUGCAUCAAGAGACUGCGACCAUCCUUUCCUAACCGAUGGACCAGUGACGAGUGUUUGAGACAGAUGGGGAAACUGAUGACAGAAUGCUGGGCCCACAACCCAGCCUCCCGCCUCACAGCCCUACGGGUCAAAAAGACACUUGCCAAGAUGUCAGAAUCACAGGACAUCAAGCUGUGAGCGGGCACUGCCAGGUGUGUGUUUCCACACAUAGAAAGGGCAUUAACAGUCACACUGGCUCUGGUACAGGCCGCACAAUCCUUUGUCCUUGGAAGAGGAAGGCAGGACAGGAAGCAAGAUCAUCACAUGGAGAUCGAAGAAUCACAGACUUUUGAGUCCAGAUGCCCAGAACUCUGCCUACCAAGUUCCCCUCGAAAAAUGUAUUACAGGACUACGGUGGUUAACUAAAGCUUAAUUAAACACAGCCAGGCCCUGUGUGGCCCCUGUUUCGUCCAUCAGAGAAUAUGAGACAAUUUAAUUUCAGACUAGUGUGAGGACUCCAGGUUCCUGUUCCUGUUCACAUACUCCAGAGGCCUUGGAGAAAGAGAUUGAGUUUGACUUAGCACUGUAGCUGCAGAGAUACGCAAACAAGCUACUGACCAGUCAGUGGAAUACCACAUCAAUGCUUUCUGUGAAAGCUACCCUACCUGCAGGUAAAGGUCCGAUUGAUAGAACGGAAAGGAUGUGCUUUAACGCAAUCUGUUAUUGCAGCAUGAUAUCUUUCAAAAACACUGUCACCCCACUACUGCCUUUAUGUUGUAAUUGAAAUUAAUUUAAUUAAUUAAAUUGACUGUUUUUGGUUACAAUGACUGACACUAUGUGGCAGGGAAGAAAAGUAAAAAAAUGUUUACGCUGGUAACAUUUGUAGACACUGAAGAAAAGGUACGCCAGUACUUUUGAGUUUGGAUGGGAUAUGAAAGUUGCAAACGUGCAUUUUGCAUGUAAGACUCAAACUCUUUAAGGCUCUAUGUGAAAAAUAAAGUUUAUAUGUCCAAAUAAAUUCUGGAUUGAGGCUGUACAUGCCUCCGUGUUUCCUUGCCCUCCAGUAAAUAAAGAGGGGGCAUUACAGUAAUGGAGCGACUGAAGCAGAACGGUGCCAUCCGUAGGCGCUCCACAGCAAUUACAGGAAGGGAAGUCUGCCAAGGCAAUCAGACACUCUUGUAUACUAACUGUAGUGGUGACUUCUUGCUUGAUGAUGUAGUGAUCUGUUAUAAUUGUGUGGAAUUGUGCCUGUGUUAGUUUAGGGGUACCACAAGUUGUUUGUCAUGGGAGACUGCUAUCAUUCACUAACUCCUAGUAAUACAGAGUGCCUCCCAUAACUAGGCUGAUGAUGAAUGUGUGUUUUAGGCAGCUGGACCAGAAGCCUUCACUGGAGAUAUAACAGUCAAACACACAGUAUUGUUGAAAAAUGAGCUGGUCCUAGAAAGCACCCGAGUUAUUCCCAAACUAUUGCACCACCAGAAUUACUAUGUGGACAUCACAUGGCCACCUAUCCUGACCACCAGGCUGCCUCAUACAUGUGAAUGAAAAGUACAUGUUGAACUGCCUCACCAUAACAAACCAUUUGCAGCUUUCACACUGAAAUCAAAUGGCAAAAAAAACCUCACCUGGCUUCUAUCAGGCGAGCUUCUCCACUAAUUCUAAUUCUUACAUAGUAGCAGCCAAGUACUAGGAAGCUUAAACAGCCUUACUGCCUCAGUAUGAAAUGGUUCUCAAGGUAAAUCUGGACACCUUUCAUCAUCACAGUAAGCAGACUGUACGGUCUUCCACGGCAGUCUGCCGUCACAGCAGCUGCAGUUGAAAUUCCCCUCAAAUGGCACAAAUCAUUUAAUUCUAGCUUUUUUUUUGUCCAUUAGUAAAAUCCUUGAUAAACUUUCCUCCAGUUCAGUUUAUUUGGGUCUCUGCCAACGAAAAUAAUGGAAUGCUCUGUCACUGCAGCAGAUUUGUUGUGUUUUAAAUGCCCUUUCUUUCCUCUUGGGUGUUGUGCCUUAUUUAAUCUGUACCUACUGUAGUUGUCUGUGAGAGAAAGUGGUGUUUUUAUUCAGUAAAAAGGUUGAACAUUCCCCCAA
This is a messenger RNA of Micropterus salmoides (largemouth bass), 3871 nucleotides long. It is a transcript of the gene bmpr1ba, whose product is annotated as bone morphogenetic protein receptor, type IBa. The transcript is spliced from 12 exons. Gene Ontology annotation, molecular function: SMAD binding; ATP binding; transforming growth factor beta receptor activity, type I. Lineage: Eukaryota; Metazoa; Chordata; Actinopteri; Centrarchiformes; Centrarchidae. Bases 351 to 1982 code for a protein of 543 amino acids. Gene Ontology annotation, cellular component: plasma membrane; signaling receptor complex. The record is from RefSeq and is a predicted model, not a curated record. Gene Ontology annotation, biological process: BMP signaling pathway; dorsal/ventral pattern formation; cellular response to growth factor stimulus.